Verticillium dahliae VdLs.17 is the source of this 1701-nucleotide messenger RNA. RefSeq names its product diphthamide biosynthesis protein. The coding region runs from base 1 to 1701 and encodes 566 amino acids. The transcript is spliced from 2 exons. Lineage: Eukaryota; Fungi; Ascomycota; Sordariomycetes; Glomerellales; Plectosphaerellaceae. Gene Ontology annotation, molecular function: 2-(3-amino-3-carboxypropyl)histidine synthase activity. The record is from RefSeq and is a predicted model, not a curated record. Gene Ontology annotation, biological process: protein histidyl modification to diphthamide.
AUGGCCGCCACACUUUCUGCGGCGCCGGUCCUCUCGACGCCGGCUGAGCACAUGUUCGAAGACCCAACCCCCGACACGACGUCUCCCGAGACCGAGCCUAUCCAUGCUCGAACAGACGAGGAGCUGCUGUCCCUCUACGAGAUCCGCCGCACUGCGCGGGAGAUCAAGCAAGGGGGAUGGAAGCGCAUUGCCCUCCAGUUUGCCGACCACAUGCUUCGCGACGCUGGCUGGGUCGUGGAAGCCCUGCACAAGGCCAUAGCAGAAGAGAUUGCGCCCGCAAAAGAGGCCGAACAGGAAGCACCCGCGGCGUCUGGGGCAGCGACAGAGACGGACCUCACUACGACGACCUCGGCUCAGACUUCGCAAACGGAGCGCAUCUACAUCCUUGCCGACACCUCCUAUAGCGCCUGCUGCGUCGACGAGAUUGCUGCCGAACACGCCGACGCCCAAGUCGUUGUGCACUACGGCCGCUCGUGUCUCUCCCCGACUUCCCGCCUGCCUGUGAUUUACGUCUUCACCCACCACGCCCUCGACCACGACGCAGUUGCCUCCCAAUUUGAGGCCACGUUCCCCGACAAGGCGGCCAAGGUCAUACUCAUGGCCGACAUUACAUACCAAGACCACGUCCUCGACGUAGCCAACUUGCUGCGUACCCGUGGCUACACCAACCUCGUCCACACCACUGUGGUCCACGACCCAGCCGGCACGAUCCCCAACAGACCACUCUCCUCCGUUCGAACCGAAUUGGACCUACCCUCACACGCCCUCUUCCACAUAUCGACGCCGCCCCCGGCGCUCCUCCUGGCCCUCCAGACCCGUCUCGCAUCCCUCCACGUCCUCUCCACGGCGACGGCAACACCAACAACCGACGACCCGACCGUCCACACAGCGGCCCUCCUGCGCCGGCGGUUCGCCCGCGUGCUGACCCUCGCCAGCGCCAGCAUCGUCGGCAUCCUCGUCAACACGCUGUCCCUCGACGGCUCGCUGCGUUCGCUCGACCUGCUGCGCGCGCGCAUCGCCGCCGCCGGCAAGAAGAGCUACACGAUUGUCGUCGGCAAGCUGAACCCGGCCAAGCUGGCCAACUUUGCCGAGGUCGACGGCUGGGUCGUCGUCGGGUGCUGGGAGAGCGGGCUCGUCGAGGAAGACGCGGGCUUCUACCGGCCCGUCAUCACGCCGUUUGAGAUGGAAGUCGCGCUGCUGCCGCCCGAGGAGAGGAUCUGGGGGCUGGAGUGGUGGGCGGGCAUCGAGAAGCUCAAGCCCGAGGAGGAGGUCAGGGCCCCGGCGAGCGGAGACGAGGCAAUUGCUGCGGAGGACGACACGGAAGAGGUCGAGGGUGGGGUUGAGGGCGAGGAAUCGGCGCCGCCCGAGUAUGACCUCCGCACGGGCCGUCUGGUCGCGAGCCGCCCGAUGAAGGUGGCGGUCGGCGGCCACCUCAAGCCGCGGGCCGACGGUCCUGCCGAGACGGACGCGGCGGGCGCCACGUUGGAUCGGCCGUCCGAGGCGCUCGUCAAGCGGCAGGCGGGCGAUCUGGCGACGAUCAACGGCGUGCUCAGCCCCGGCGCGGAAUUCCUGCGGUCGCAGCGCACGUGGCAGGGUCUCGGGACGGACCACGACCCGGCGGAGGAGAGCACGGCGAUUGAGGAGGGGCGCAGCGGUGUGGCGCGGGGUUACACGGUUGGCGACGACGCAUCGCGGGCGUGA